CUAAAAUUUAUAGGUUAUAGGUUAAUGUCAAAAUAGACCUUUCCUUCGCUCAGAUAUAAUUCGUUUUUUUUUCCUCGAAUGUGCUUCGUCAGUUUGACAUAAACCGAUAAUGAAAACAAUCGGAUGAACAUUUUCUUUCGUCAACAAGUUGUCUGGCUUUAAACUGCGCCGGUUUUUUUACCGCUAGAAAUUUAACAUACAGAAUGAUUUGACGUAGUUUAUACUACUUUGACCAUGAUAGCUUAUUUUAUUUUUUUUUCUUGAAAUCCUUCGACUCCACAACAAUAUAGCCCUACACAUAUCAUUACUCUAUUCAACGUAUCCCAGGAUUUUGAAUUUUCUCACAGUAUAAUGAAUUGUUGUAUUCCUGUUUUUGGUUCAAAUAUAAUGAUAACAGCACUGUACAUCGACAUUGAAGAAGAACCGGAAGAAGUUAAGCAAAGGACGAUAUACAGUUGCUGGAAUAAUCUCCCAGACAUAUUGCUGGAAGAGAUUUUCUCAUACCUAACAAUCCGCGAGCGUUAUUACGCAUCGUUGGUUUGCAAGUCUUGGAACAAUGCAUUCAAGUUUCAAAGAGUUUGGUCAACGUUCAUUUUACAAGAUACCACGUUAACCAGGGGCAAAUUCAACUACUAUAGCGGUUGGGAGUAUAUUUUGGAUCACAUGAGAACUUCAAUGUGCCUGAAUAAAGUUGGAAGGCAUUUUAGAAACCUUAUCUUUGACCCGAUGUUGAAUUUCUAUAAUCUAUUCGAAUUUAUGAAUAUGAUAUCGUGGUAUGCCGAGAAACAAGGAUCUGAUAACACCUCUGUAGCUGGUGUGGGUACGCUCAUUAGGAGAUUAAAGUUCACCUUUCCAUGCAAUAUGGCAAACAGAGACGAUCCUGAAGGGGUCAGAGUCUUUGGAACUGGUGGAAAACUCCUGGAAGCCCUGCGGCGACUAAUGGCAAACUUGGCAAAUCUAAGAUGCUUAGAGCUUAUUGACUUGAUGUUGGAUAACAGAGAGGCGAUUUAUUUGCUGGAUGACGUUUGUGCAGUUUGCACAGAAACAUUGUCCAAACUUGUAUUGAUUAACACUUCGCGGUACAGGUGUCCCUUAAUUCAUGUUGGAAUGUUCCUCAACUUAAAAAUUCUUGUAAUCAGUCCGCAGAAUCUCCAUGAAGAUGUGAUAGAACUUAUCGGCUACACGAAACUCAAACACUUGCAUAUUGUACAAAAUAGAUAUAGUCCAGUGGACUCAACCAUUCAAUUGCCAAAAAGUAAUUCGUGGUUAAAGAUGAAAUUAAACAAUCCUCAUCUCAGGGUACACUUCGAAAUAGAAAGCUCAAAACCCAUUGAUUUAGUUUUGCCUAUCGAUGUAUUAUCUGAACACAGUGCCAUCCCAUGCCACAGCAUUGUUCUGGAUAAUCCAAAUACCAAGCAUUCAGCAUUUACGUUGGCAUCACACGGAGCCUUUUUCGAUUCGACGAUAAAAGUUUAUGCAUUUAAAGGACUGUCGAGAUAUUACCAGCACAAAAACUUUGCUAAAAGAUUGGAUGAAGCACUAGUUCGAUUCUGCAAAUCGUGCCCGAAACUUCACACAUUGAUGAUUCGUGAUAAAAUAUCAACAGCAACUAUCCUUGAGAUUGCAGCGACAACGAAGAACCUUCGCUAUUUAUUUGUUAGACGAAAUGUGAUUUUGAAAAGAUGCGAUAAGGGGUUAUCAACAAUGAAUGAUUGGCCGGCUGAGCAUUAUCAUUGGAUAAAAAUGAACAGUCGUAGUUACGAAGAUACGGAGAGGGAGGUUUCAAAAAUAUUUGGUUACCGUUGGCAUAUGCUGUCAGAAAAAGAAUUUAAAAAUCAGCGAAUUGAUUUGUACACCUGAAUAUCCUUGGUACGAACAUUUCAACGGUAAUUAACAAUGUAAAAUUACAACUUGACCGGAGAAAAAAAAAAUUCCUUGUAUCAUCGUCGGAAUUAUUAUCCAAUCAACAAUAAUGGUUUAUUUAAAUUUUGCUCAACUAAUAUCUACGGUACUAUUUUACUUAAUGUGUAAAAUAUAAAGGUGUAAGUUCAUAAAUUUUGAGAAUCUAGCAGAGGAUCGAGCUACCUCGCAUUUACGAUGAACCUUCAGGCCAGUUGCUCUUUGAACUAGUCAUACAACGGAGUACAAACAAUGAUUCAACAUUUAUCCCAGUUCCCAGGGUUUUAUUUACGUUAUUUAUUAAACUACUGUCUGAUGUAAGAGUGAAACUCACUUGAUAACUAAUUUUGAUUUAUAUUGCUUCAAUUUUGUUCAAUUUUUUUAUAACUAUAAAGUUAUAUAAAUGGAAAUGCACAUACUUGUUUUGAAGCAUCUCUGAUUUUUUCUAACAAAAAUGAUACAUUUUCUGAAGUCAUAAUGUCUCAUAUUUAUAUAUCGGAUUGUUACUGAAUAAAACUCAGACUGUUUGCAUUUGAAUGUUAAAGAA
Athalia rosae (coleseed sawfly) is the source of this 2446-nucleotide messenger RNA. RefSeq lists its product as uncharacterized. The coding region runs from base 352 to 1860 and encodes 502 amino acids. Lineage: Eukaryota; Metazoa; Arthropoda; Insecta; Hymenoptera; Athaliidae. The record is from RefSeq and is a predicted model, not a curated record. Gene Ontology annotation, molecular function: protein binding. The transcript is spliced from 5 exons.